This is a messenger RNA of Aaosphaeria arxii CBS 175.79, 2216 nucleotides long. RefSeq names its product DNA polymeras-like protein alpha/primase associated subunit. NCBI's taxonomy places the organism in Eukaryota, Fungi, Ascomycota, Dothideomycetes, Pleosporales. Gene Ontology annotation, molecular function: DNA binding. Gene Ontology annotation, biological process: DNA replication; DNA replication initiation. The coding region runs from base 88 to 2139 and encodes 683 amino acids. The transcript has 4 exons. The record is from RefSeq and is a predicted model, not a curated record. Gene Ontology annotation, cellular component: alpha DNA polymerase:primase complex.
CGUCUCCCGCGUUCCCUCGACGCGUUUUCUGAGCACCAUCCCACUUUACGAACUUCAACCGACCAUUGUAAAAUCCUAGGCCACAACAUGGGCGAUAAUAUCGACGAGAUCACCGAACGCUUUGAGCGGUAUUGCGAUGGCAAUAUCACUCCCGAAAUCCAUAAUGAGCUGCAAUCCAUGCUGCGACUCUAUUCCAUUUCCGCCGAGGAGCUCGACUUCAAAUGGCAGGCUUAUGCAAUGAAAAUGGGCGCAGAAGACACAAAGCUGAGCCUCAAUACUUCAAGGCAAUUCAAAGCCAACAUUCAGGAUACUUUGGAGAGAGAGUCCAAGGGGAAGGCGGCACAAGGGCGAGAUGGGCGCAGGACCGCACCGACUCCCCGCUCUGGUGCAAAAGGCGCUGACGAUGUGUUCGGCUUCCUGGACGGUCUCGUACCUAAUACUCCCCAGACCGGCACUGUCAAGAGGAAAUCGAAUUUCCAAACCCCAGGAACAAGCAAAGCGAACAAGACUUUUGGGAUGAGCUCACCAGCUGGUGGGCUUACACCAGGCGAUACAAACGGUGGAGCGUCCUUCGAUUUCAGUGCUCGCGAACAUAUUGGCGACAUCACAGAGCAAUUGAACGGCCAGAUCCCCCUCUCCGACCCACCUGAAGAGCCCCCAGCCGAAUCACGCAUCAAAUUAAAGGCAAACACCGACAUGUCCAAAUUCACAUACAAGACAAUGGCCAUGAAAUUAUCAGAAGCCUCGGAAGUUCUUGAUGAUCGCAUAGACGAAUUUCGCCAGCUCAUCCAAGAAAGUCUCGAAUUGGACGAUAGCGCCUUCGGCAAUCCCUCACAUCAAUCUCCUAGCGAGAUAAUAGCAAUUGGCCGUAUCGCAUCAGACAGUAGCGAAGGAAAACUCAAUGGUGCCUCAAUCUUGCUUGAAGGAUCUCGGCGUUGGGGUUCUGGCCGCCGGGUUCCUUUGAAACUCGAUAACCUCACAUCAUACAACUUCUUUCCCGGACAAAUUGUUGCUCUUCGCGGCAUCAAUGCAUCGGGCGACUUUUUCACAGUAAACGAAAUUCUCGCGCUUCCCUUACUGAAUCAGCCCGCUUCAAAACCAGACGAACUCGACGUUUUCAACUCACGCUUUCUUGAUACCCCAGAGUCAGAUCCUGACAAUUUACGACCUUUGACCAUUCUUGUAGCUUCUGGUCCUUAUACUACCGACCAGAACCUCGAUUACGCACCUUUACACACUUUACUCGACAAUGCUGCCACUUCGCUUGCGGAUGCCGUGAUCCUUUCUGGGCCUUUCCUCGACGCAGAGCAUCCUCUCAUACGAUCGGGUGAUUUCGACAUACCCCCUCACGUUACGAAUCCCGAUCAAGCAACCAUGACGGACCUGUUUAGACACCAUAUCUCAUCUGCCGUGCAAGCUUUCACACAGCGCGUGCCAACCUGCAAUGUGAUCAUUGUUCCUAAUCUCCGCGACGCACACCACAAACAUGCAGCAUGGCCGCAAGACAAGUUUUUCAAGAAGGAGUUGGGUCUUGGGAAGCAAGUUCAAUGCGUCACAAACCCUAUGACACUCUCCAUGAACGAAAUGACCAUUGGUAUGUCGUCUAUCGAUAUUCUGGAUAUGUUGAGGAGAGAGGAGCUUGUCGGCGGUAAAGCGAGGACAAUCAAUCUGUACGAGCGCGGUGCAAGAAAUGUGAUUGAGCAAAGAAGCUUCUUGCCAGUUUUCCCACCAACUGGACAGGCAAAGCUGGCUCCGCUGGCCAAUAUACAGGAGAAACUUUUCAAGAAUGGGUCUGGAGACGUCGAGAUGAAGGACGCCGAGGCUCAAGAGGAGGAAGAAGGUCCUAGCCCCUUCUUACCGUUGGGCACCAUGCUCGACACGAGUUAUCUGAAGCUGGGCGAAAUGCUGAAUGUUCGCCCUGACAUUCUCAUAACGCCUAGUGUGUUGCAAGGAUGCGUGAAGGUUGUGGAGUCUGUCCUCGUCAUCAACCCUGGCACUCUCAGCAAACGACGUGCUGCGGGCACGUAUGCCAGAAUCGUGGUUCAGCCAGCAAGCAUCAGCGAUGACGAAAGGGAAAGGGGCCUUGCGAUUGCACAUAAACUUUGGGAAAGAGCAAGAGUAGAUAUUGUCAAGAUAUAAAGCGCUGCAUAGUCCACUGUUAUCAUAAUUCCCGGAAACGAGCUCUCUAUAAAUAUACCAAGGCUUGUCUGUUUUUU